This is a messenger RNA of Thelazia callipaeda (thelaziosis nematode), 885 nucleotides long. The record is from the annotation of a GenBank genome assembly. NCBI's taxonomy places the organism in Eukaryota, Metazoa, Nematoda, Chromadorea, Rhabditida, Thelaziidae.
AUGGAUGUUCUGAAAGGCAGUUCAAUUCUACCAGUGGAAGUACAUCUCAUAAGAGAUGAGAUCGCCAGACAAAUACAGCAAUUUGGAAUGGAUAAAUUAACAAGUCGAAUAAUACGAGAGAACUUGAAGCAUACUUUUGGUUCUGACUUUUCUGCUCAUAAAGCAGCCAUCGAUGAAAUAACAAUGGAUGUGAUUAAAAGAAACAACGAUGAAAAAGUGAAGAGAAAGGCCAACAGCAGUUCAAAGUCCUGUAAUUCAGAUUCAGAGUCUGAGGACGGAAUUGUAUUUACAGAUCCCACCCCAAAAAAAAAGAUUAAGGAAGCAAGAAAACGGAAGGACUCAGAAUCAGAUGCUCAAUUACUAGAAGUGGGACAGAAAAGACGAAGAGCGGCGGUAGCAGCUAAACAAUGUACUCGUAAAAAAAGUAAAGGAAGUGGUGAGGGUAAAUCGAAAUCAGGACGAAGGAAGGGUCCAUAUAAUGUUUACUGCGCAUUAACAGAUGACUUAGCUGCAGUAUGUGGCAAACAGUAUAUGCGACGUUGCGACGUAAUCAAAGCAAUGUGGGCUUAUUUUCGAAGCAACAAUUUACUUGAUCCAAAAGAUAAAAGAUAUGUAUUACCAAAUGAACCUCUUAUGAAAAUUUUCAAGAGACGUUUUCUCGCUUUUGGUUUAAUGAAAGAUCUCGCUUCUCACAUUAUUGAACCGAAGUUUUUGGAUCAAGAGCAGCGAGCUGCUCUAGAAAAAUUCGAAGCCGAAGAAGAGGCACGUUUGGAAGCUGAGAGUGAAAGUAGUAAUACAAAUGACAAUGAGCAGCAAAAGCAAAAAUGUGUUAGUGCCAAAGACAUUGCGACUGAAGAGAAGGAUGAUGAGGAUAGCGAGGUGUAA